Cryptococcus wingfieldii CBS 7118 is the source of this 312-nucleotide messenger RNA. RefSeq lists its product as hypothetical. The coding region runs from base 1 to 312 and encodes 103 amino acids. The record is from RefSeq and is a predicted model, not a curated record. NCBI's taxonomy places the organism in Eukaryota, Fungi, Basidiomycota, Tremellomycetes, Tremellales, Cryptococcaceae. The transcript has 2 exons.
AUGUCCUCCAUCACCCUCCACCACCUCAACUUGUCCCGCUACCAACAGGCUCUUCUGGGCACUCGAAGAGCUCAACCUCCCCUACGACGUCAAAGUUCACUUCCGCAUUCCUUCACUAUUGGCCCCCGACUGGUUGAAGGAGCACUUACUGAAUCGUCCUUCAUCAUCCAAAAGCUCCUCUCUCUUCCUGAAGUCCGAGAGGCAUCAAAGAAGGGAGAACUCGCUGUACAGGUGCCUCAGAGCGAUGGGGAUGUGUUUUGGAGUCACUUUACAGAGGGGAGUCAGUUGGAUAUCUUUACCGGGAUUGCGUAA